This is a messenger RNA of Mytilus californianus (California mussel), 2384 nucleotides long. Its product is annotated as peroxidase-like protein. Bases 1 to 2205 code for a protein of 734 amino acids. Gene Ontology annotation, molecular function: peroxidase activity; heme binding. Lineage: Eukaryota; Metazoa; Mollusca; Bivalvia; Mytilida; Mytilidae. The transcript has 12 exons. Gene Ontology annotation, biological process: response to oxidative stress. The record is from RefSeq and is a predicted model, not a curated record.
AUGAGGUUGUUACUGAUUUCAGCCUACUUGGGAUUUUUUAUAUGUUAUGCUCAAAACAUUGACGAUAUUAUCAAAGGAGCAGUUGAUGCUGCAAUAAAAGACACUCCGAAAACAAGUACACAGCAAAUAAAUACCAACUUCAAACAGCUUUUGGGGAAUUCUGGACCUGGACAGCAAAGAGCACCAGGAGGAACACCAGGAACACCAGGAAUUGCAGCACAGUCACCACAAGUAUUGCAGACGGCAUCUGGAGUUCCACGAAGAGGGUCCACGCGACGUGCCAACUUGUUCGGAAGACGCAGACCAGUAAGACAGAAAGGCCUGUCCUCGACAAGAGCUGCUACUCUAAUUGAGAAAACAGCUGCAAAUGUACAAAACAUGUCAAUACCAACACGACCGGCUUUAGACGACAAUUUAAGUCGAGGAAUCGCCAAUGGAGUUCAAGCCGCUGAACCUGAGCUAUUUGUUGCUAAAACAAUUGUUUGCAAUCCCUUUGAUAAAUACCGGAAGCCGGAUGGUACAUGUAAUAACUUGUUCCGAACAGACAUGGGAGCUGCAGGGACUCCACAGUCUAGAUUUGUACCACCAGAGUAUGGUGAUCCAUGGAAUCUAGGGUUUUAUCCGCGCACACUUGGAAAAGAUGGAAAUCCACUGCCAGGACCAAGAGAAAUAUCGAACAAGAUUUUUAGAAGUUUACCAUCUUCACCAAAAAGUAGAAAGUUUAAUGUGGCUUUGACACAUUUUGGUCAAUUUAUUGACCACGACGUCGUCGCAACCCCGAUUGAAAUUGAUACUGAUGGCACUGAUAUAGAAUGCUGCAAUGGGAACAUUCCUGUCAUCAGAUCUGAAUGUUUUCCAUUUUCAACACCGCCGGGAGAAUUUUUAUACACCUGUAUGAAUUUUGUUCGUUCAGCGCCAACAUUGACGUAUCCUCCUUAUGCAGGUCCACGACAGCAAGAGAAUGCAAUAACUUCUUGGUUAGAUCUCUCAAGUGUCUAUGGAAGCAGUGAUGAGGAAUUACAAAACCUACGCACAGACGGUGACGACGGUAAGCUGAAAACAGGUUACAAUGAUUUACUGCCAGACAACCCAGCAGAUGAUUCAUGUGCCGACGCAUUUCAAUCAUUAUGUUUUCAUGCAGGUGACCACAGAAAUUCCGAAGUACCACUCCUAACUGUCAUGCAUACUAUUUUCCUACGGGAACAUAAUAGAAUUGCAGAAAGACUAAAACUUGAUCAUGGUUGGGACAACGACAAAAUAUUUAAUGAAGCACGGAAGAUUUUAACAGGAGUUUAUCAACAUAUAGUAUAUAACGAAUUUCUUCCAGCUCUUCUUGGUUUUGAUUGGUCAAUAGCAGUUGGUUUGAUGAGUCAACCACAAGGUCAUAUACAUCUGUAUAGCAGUUUUUUGGACGGUUCAACACGUAAUGCUUUUGGAGCAGCUGCGUAUCGGAUGGGUCAUUCUCUCGUCGGUGAUUCUGUUGGUGCUUCAAAUUCAUUAUUUAACCAGAUUCAAUUUAAAAAACUUCAUGAAACAUUUUUUAACACGGAAACUAUUCGAGAUAGUGCUCAAUAUGGUCCAACACGGAUUGGAAGAUGGAUGUCUUCAACAUAUGAUAGACAGAUGGAUAGAUUUUUGUCUAAAGAAGUAAGGGAUCAUUUGUUUCAAGAUACAAAUAACCCCUUAGAUGCUCUUGACCUUGGAGCACUUAAUAUUCAACGAGGUCGAGAUCAUGGUCUACCAGGAUAUAAUAGAUUCAGACAGUUCUGUGGCCGUUUUCCAGCUGUAUUUUGGACAAAUACACCAGGAGGAUUUGUAGACCAUGAUUACAAAACUGUAGAAAAGCUACAUAGUAUUUACGGGCCGAAUGUAGAUGACGUUGAUCUGUACGUUGGGGCUUUAUCUGAGAGACCAGAAUCACCAAAUACAGUUGUUGGUCCAACAUUUAGAUGUCUAAUUGCCGUACAAUUCCUCUACUAUAAAUAUGCGGAUAGAUUUUUUUAUGAACAUUUUUCCCCAACAACUGGAUUCACACUAGCUCAAGUCAAUGAUAUAAAAAAACAGACCCUUGCUGGAAUAUAUUGCAGAAAUCUAAAUAUAAACAAAAUUCAACCCAAAAUAUUUCUAAACCCAGAUAACACACAAGAUCCAACGAACCGCAUUGAUUGUAAACAUUUACCUGACUUAAAAUUUGAUCUUUAUUAGGAAAUAGUGAUUACUCUGCAGGAGCAAAAUGUAUGUCAUUACCCACAUAUUUCAUGGUUAUAUUAUGUUGAUAUGCGUUUGUGAUUGCUUUUAGUGUUUCUUUUUAUGUUUUUAAUUAUUGGGGGAAUCUAAUUUUAAAUCGUUGCGUUUGAUGAGAAGGACUGUGGAUUAAUGAAGAU